UGCGGACCGGAAGUGGAUGCAAAGCCACUCUUCUUUUUGCUCCGUGGCAUUUUGCAACACAGGCUCCCCCUCGCUCUGGGCUUCCCUCCUAACCUCCAGCUUCAAGAGCAAACGGCAAGGGACACGCACAAGAUGACGUGACGAUCAAUGGAUUUACAUGGGACUAUUUUACCAAAAGGUUCAAGCGACUUCCGAGUGGAAUCACCAGAAUUAGUUUGCCACACAUUGUUCUUGAAAUGUCUUGCAAGAAAAAAUCUAAAAUGUUACCUGUGCAAAGUGUAUUCCGAAUUAUGUCCAAAGUGAUGUCAAUGAGAGCGUGAGAGAGGAAACGGAAUGCAGACUUGUCCAGCUGGAGCUUGUAUGAGAGCGUGAUGCCCAGACGGGGGUUGCUGCUCCACGGCCGAGUCCGCUGGCUCUUCCUGGGCCUCUUCCUGCUGCUGGUGCUGCUGUUUUUCGCCUACCUGCUGGAGUGCACCCCUCAACCCGACGUCAGCCUCGUCCUUCCCGGCAUCGCGGGCGAGCCCUACGGAAAGGAGUACUACCAGGCCCUGCUGCAAGAGCAGGAGGAGCGCCACCUGAACCGCGCCGCCAGCUUGAAGCGGCAGAUUGUGCAGCUCAAGCAGGAGCUGCAGGAAAUGAGCGAGAAGCUGAAACUCCUGCAGGAGAAGAAGGAGCUCCCCGAGGCGCAGGGCUUGGCUGAGAACAAGGAGCAAGAGCCCGGAGAUCUGUUGGACUACCUGCACUCUCAGAUUGACAAGGCCGAGGUCAACACAGGGGCCCGCCUGCCCAGCGAGUACGCGCUGGUGCCCUUUGAGAGCUUCACCUCCUCCAAGGUUUACCAGCUGGAGAUGGGUCUGACGCGGCACCCGGAGGAGAAACCCGUUCGCAAAGAUCGGCGGGACGAACUGGUGGAAGUCAUCGAGGCCGCCUUGGAAAUAAUCAACAACCCCGACGAGGAGGACGGUGUGGAGGAUGACAUGGCCAUGCAUAGGCAAGCCUACAAAGAGGGCCACUUCAUAGAAGGCAUGUACAGAACCGAGCGGGACAAAGGGUCACUUUACGAGCUCUUCUUUGCCAAAAAGGAGUCCAGCACCUUCCGCCACGUCACCCUUUUCAGGCCUUUUGGUCCACUGAUGAAAGUCAGGAGCAUGACUGUUGACACAACGGAAAUGAUAAUCAACAUCAUUGUGCCGCUGGCGGGCAGAGCAGAAACCUUUUUACAGUUCUUACACAACUUCAGGGAAGUGUGUGUACAGCAGGACAAGAGAGUUCACCUCACAGUCGUUUAUUUUGGCCAAGAGGGACUCCGAGAGGUGAAGUCAUCUUUGGAAACAAUGUCAAGAGAGGAGAGUUUCUCUAAUUACACUCUGAUCCCGGUGGAGGAGGAUUUCUCCCGAGGGCGGGGCCUGGAUAUUGGCGCGCGUGCUUGGACUAAAGGUGACGUUCUGAUGUUUUUCUGUGACGUCGACAUCCAUUUCACGUUGGACUUCCUGAAUACGUGUCGUCUCCACGCAGAUCCAAACAAGAAAGUCUUCUAUCCAGUAGUGUUUAGUCUGUACAAUCCUGCCAUAGUUUAUGGAAAUUUAGAGCUGGCUCCACCUGUUGAACUUCAGCUGGUUCACAAAAAGGAUGCUGGUUUCUGGAGAGAUUUUGGCUUCGGUAUGACGUGUCAAUAUCGCUCUGAUUUCCUAAGUAUUGGGGGUUUUGAUCUUGAAGUGAAAGGCUGGGGCGUUGAAGACGUCCACUUGUACAGGAAGUAUCUUCGGAGUGACCUAGUGGUGGUCCGGACGCCGGUGUCCACUCUCUUUCACCUAUGGCACGAGAAGCAGUGCGCUGACGAGCUAACUCCAGAACAGUACCGCAUGUGCAUCCAGUCCAAAGCCAUGAACGAGGCCUCUCACUCUUACCUGGGAAUGCUCGUGUUCCGGGAGGAGAUCGAGGCUCACCUCCGCAAGCAGGCCUUCAAGCCUCAGAACAAAGCAGAGGACUGAGCAGCUUCGCCGCGUGUCCAGUGUCACGUCAGCGAAAAGCCUGUGAGAUGCUGACAUUAUCAAUGCACAGCUGCAGACAAAUGAAUGUACAAAGAACAAUUACGUGGCUAGUUGAGCUACGGCAAACUGAAAAGAGCAGAUGAUCAAAUCACUGCUUACCCUGCUGCGUUUUGUACACAUUUUCCAAAAAGCAAGUCGUUCGCCUUGCAGGUAUUGACCAUUUACUUGCUGUGAAAUGGACCCGACAACCCCGACCCCACCAUAUUUCUCGCUACUGCUGAGCUACCUUUUAACUGUAACCACGGUCAAUAGAGUUCAGCAGUUGGUCAUGUUGACAUUUCCUAAACAAAGGUGAAAUUCCACUUCUUGGGUUGCAAACCUAGUUAUUUGUUUUUGCAAAUUGGGAGAAAACAACUUUUAAUGUUAAUUGUGGAGCCAUAUUGUUCAGUUAGUAUUCUAUUUAUUAGCUGUUUGAUGAAAGGGACCUUUUUUAUUUUCUGUGACAGUCAGUCACUAUCUUAAUAGAGAGAAGCAUGUUAAUGUGAUUGUUGAAAGUGCAAAGAUCAAACGUGACCAUGCAAAACGAAUAUCAGGUACGAAGGCACCUGAAUUUUUAAUUCUCUGAAAUGUGUCGUUUUACACCCUGCGAGGCUUAUUGGCAGUAUUUAUUCACAGUACAGGACUAUGUUGGAACACUACAUUCUUGUAAAUAUUUUUUUCAAAAUGUUGUCUUUUAUUCAUGUGAAUUGAUUGUUUUUGAUCUCAUGCCCAUGUUGCGAUGUUUGGACUCCUGCAGACUCUUUUACUUAUGUUCCAGAGGCCAUGUUAACUGUUGAUUUGUCCGCUGAUGUUAGAUGUAUGAGGUCAACACAGGAGUCCAGAAAAUGUUUCAAGGCAGCGGGGCGAAGUUCUGUGUGAUCGCCAUAAAUGUUACUCCAAAUCAAACAGUUAGUUAAUUUGGGUAGUAUAUAUUGUCUUCCACUCAGCCAAACAACUGAACACAAAGAAAAUGUGCAAGGAAAUGAUUUAUUGGACAAUUUUCCCAUUGGACUCAGAGAAGGCUUUAUUCAAAAACUGCUGCUAAUAUGUUGCUAUCUGUUGCCAUUUUAUCAUAUGACACACAUUCCUUUCCUUGUCCAGCUGUAUAAUUUAUACUACAAAAUGUUAUAAUAAACAUGUCACCUCUUUAAAUCUA
This is a messenger RNA of Hippocampus comes (tiger tail seahorse), 3186 nucleotides long. RefSeq names its product chondroitin sulfate N-acetylgalactosaminyltransferase 2 (gene csgalnact2). Bases 372 to 1991 code for a protein of 539 amino acids. NCBI's taxonomy places the organism in Eukaryota, Metazoa, Chordata, Actinopteri, Syngnathiformes, Syngnathidae. The transcript has 8 exons. Gene Ontology annotation, molecular function: glucuronosyl-N-acetylgalactosaminyl-proteoglycan 4-beta-N-acetylgalactosaminyltransferase activity. Gene Ontology annotation, cellular component: Golgi cisterna membrane. The record is from RefSeq and is a predicted model, not a curated record.